Molecule: messenger RNA, 3260 nt
Organism: Astrephomene gubernaculifera
Lineage: Eukaryota; Viridiplantae; Chlorophyta; Chlorophyceae; Chlamydomonadales; Astrephomenaceae
Source: the annotation of a GenBank genome assembly
GUGCACAUGGAAUAGGCUACGCAUGGAUUAUACGUGUAGGACUAAAUGACGUAAUAGAGCUCUUUACUUAUUUCGUAUUCUCCGAGCCCAUUCCCUGACCGAUGCCUUGUUCUGCAGCAAGCGUUGUUACGCACUUUGUUACGUGACCACAUAGCUCUGAAUACAGUAGGGCUGUUGUGUCCCUUACAACGCAAAGAUGGCAAACAGCGGUGCCCAUGCACCGUCCCAGCGGCUCAUGAUCCGUGAGAUGAUACUGGAAAACUUCAAGUCAUAUGCGGGAGAGCAGCGCGUCGGGCCUUUCCAUAAGUCCUUCUCUGCUGUCGUGGGACCAAAUGGCAGCGGCAAGUCGAACGUUAUCGACGCCAUGCUCUUCGUGUUUGGUCGGAGGGCGAAACAGCUUCGCUUCAACAAGGUGUCGGAGCUCAUUCACAACUCACAGAACCACCGCAACCUCGACUAUGCGCGUGUGACCGUGCGCUUUCAAGAGAUUAUCGAUCAGGCGGGCGACGGCUACGAGUUGGUCCCCGACUCCGAGUUCUCCGUGGCUCGCACCGCGCAGCGCAACAACGAGUCGCACUACUACAUUAACAACCGCAAAGUCAGCACCAAGGAGGUCACGGACCUGCUCAAGGCCAAGGGGAUCGACCUGGACAACAACCGCUUCCUCAUCCUGCAGGGCGAGGUGGAGCAGAUCUCCAUGAUGAAGCCCAAGGCGGAGGACAAGAACGAUACCGGGCUGCUGGAGUACCUGGAGGAUAUCAUCGGCACGGACAAGUACGUGCAGCCCAUCGAGGAGGCCAGCAAGAAGCUGGAGGAGAUCAAUGAGAAGCGGCAGACCAUGGUGGCCCGGCUCAAGGUCUCCGAGAAGGAGAAGGACGGGCUGCAGGGCAAGGCGGAGGAGGCCCAGCAGUUCCUGGAUAAGCAGGCUGAGAUGCUGCGACUGCGCAUCAACGUGACUCACCUGCUGGCCAUGAAGGUCCAGGCCAACCUGGCCACCGCCGAGGCCAACACUGGCGAGCUGAAGGCCAAGCUGGCGCACGAGCGGGCCAAGUUCAAGGAGCAGGAGAAGGAGCUCACGGCGGCGGAGAAGAAGUACAGGGCAGCGACGAAGGCGCAUGAGCAAGUCGUCAAGUCCAUCGAUGCCGCCACGGAGGCGUUCAAGGAGAUGGAGCGCAAGGACGCUCAGAACACGGAGACGCUCAAGGCGCUGCGCACCAAGCAGAAGAAGCUCACGGACAAGCAGGCAGCGGACAAGAAGCAGCUCGAGACGCUCGAGAAGGAGCGCAAGGAGUGCGAGGCGGCGGGCCCACAGCUGGCAGCGCAGGUGCAGUCCCUCACCGCCGACCUAGCCGCCGCAGAGGCCGCACUAGAGGAGAUGCAGGAGACGGCGCGGGGCGAGGUGGAGGGGCUGAGGCAGCAGCUGGCGGGCGUGCGAAAGGAGCUGGCGCCCUGGGAGAGGAAGAUGGGUGAGGUGCAGGCGCGCAUCUCGGUGAGCGAGCGGGAGAUGGAGCUGCUGCAGCGGCAGGGGAACGAGGCGAAGAAGCGGCUGGAGAAGGCAACAAAGGACCUUGAGGAGGCUCGCUCCGCGGCUGCCGGCAAGGAGCAGCGCAUCAAGGAGCUCGAGGCCUCCCUGGAGCAGCGCAAGCGGGACGCCGAGGGGCACAAGCAGGCGCUGGCGGCCGCCCAGGCGGAGGAGAGGAAGGCGGAGGAGGAGCUGGGGGCGGUGCGGGAGAGGGUGGUGCAGCUGAGGGCUGACCUGCAGGCCAGCCAGGGGCAGUCGGGUGUGAUGCGCCAUCGAUGCCAAGUACGACGCCGCCGCCUCCACCGCCAUCGGCGCGCUGGACAACGUGGUGGUGGAGACCACCAGCGACGCGCAGCGGGCGGUGGAGCACCUGCGGCGCACGGGGGCGGGGUGCGCCACCUUCCUCAUUCUGGAGGCGCAGCAGCAGUGGGCGCAGAGGGUGACGGAGAGGGUGGACACGCCGGAGGGCUGCCCCCGCCUGUUCGACCUGAUUAAGGUGAAGGACCCCAAGCUACGGGUCGCCUUCUACUACGCGUGCCGGGACACGCUGGUGGCAGCGGACCUCAACCAGGCCAGCCGCAUCGGCUACGGAGGCGACAGGCGCUUUGCCCGCGUGGUCACGCUGCAGGGCCAACUCAUCGAGUCCAGCGGCACCAUGUCGGGCGGCGGGCGCCCCCAGACCGGCCGCAUCGCACUGGGCAACCAGGCUCCGCGGGGGGCCGCCACGGACGCUCGUGCCGCGGAGGCCGAGCUGCGGGAGGUUGAGCGGCAGGCGGAGCAGCUGGGGCGGGCGGUGCAGGGGGCGAGGGAGCGGGUGGCGGCGGCGCAGGCGGGGGUGAGGGGCGCGGAGAGGGAGGUGGCGGCGCUGGAGCUGGAGCUGCCCAAGGCCCGCAUGGAGGCGGAGGCCAACACGCAGCGAGCGGCCGACCUGGCUGAGCGCAUGGCGGGGCUGCAGGAGGGAGUGCAGGUUGACGCAGCCGACGCCUCCCGCAUCAAGGAGCUGCACAUCAAGGUGUCCAAGGAGAAGGUGGAGCUGAUGACGCUCAAGGAGCAGUGCAGCGACCUGGACAAGAAGGCGACAUCGCUGCAAAACAAGAUUGACAACGCGGGCGGCGAGAAGCUGCGCUCGCAGAAGACCAAAGUGGAGAAGACGCGCAAGAAGAUCGAGGAGGCGGAGGCUGACAUCAGCAAGAAGGAGGUGCAGGCAAAGGCGCACGCCAAGCAGGCCGACAAGCUGAAGAAGGACAUUGCCAAGCAGGACAAGGACCUGGAGAAGCUGGAGGCGGAGAUGGCUGCAUGCUCCGAGACCACCAAGGAGAUCGAGAAGGAGGCGGAGCAGGUACUCCUGCGCAAACAGGCGGCGGAGGAGAAGGGCAAGGAGACGGGCGCCGAGGUGGAGAGUGCUCGUGGCGCGCACGACCAGCUGCGCCAGACGUUCGAGGUCAUUCGGGCUACGGAGACCAAGAUUGAGGAGGAGCUGGAGCGGCUGGCGGGGCUCAUGCGCGAGGAGGGGGCCAAGAGCGGCUCGCUGGCGACGGAGAGGGCCAAGUUCCGAAAGAAGCUGGCGGAGGCUGUGGGCAGCGACGACUAUGUGGUGGACGAGGCGGCGCUGCGAGGUAACGCCACGGACGCGGACCUGGUCAAGCUGGCCGACGAGUGCACGUUCAAGGCCACCAUGCUAGAGGCGGAGCUGGAUAAGCUGAGCCCCGACCUGACCACCAUCGAGGAGUUCCGGCAG